AUGGGCUUGAAGGCUGUAUUCAAGCGCUUGGAGGUCGCUCAUGAAGGGGGCACAGCGCCUUCUCGCUGGAUAAACAACGACAUCAAACCCAUCGAGAAUGGAAGAAGGACUUGGACGUUUUGGACGUACAACAACCUCUGGAUACUCACGAACACCAACAUAUCGAGUUACAUGGUAGGAAGCUCGUUGAUUGCCCUCGGCCUCACCUGGUGGGAAGCAAUCAUUGCGAUCGUGUUUGGGGCACUGAUCUCCAUGAUCUAUAUCGUCCUCAAUUCUACGCCGGGUGCCUUCUACAACCUUGGCUUCCCAGUCGCCAAUAGGUACACAUGGGGUCUAUAUGGAUCUCAGUUUGUGAUUGUGAACCGCAUCCUGCUAUCACUCGUCUGGUAUGCCGUUCAAGCAUGGAUCGGCGGCUCCUGCGUCUAUGUUCUCCUUCAAUCUAUGGCCCCGAAUCUGGAAGAACGCAUACCGAACCACAUGCCAGCAUCAACAGGCAUGACAACGUAUGUCAUUCCUUUUUCUGAUCCGAAUCAUUGUCGGGUAGAGACAUAG
Molecule: messenger RNA, 552 nt
Organism: Cyphellophora attinorum
Lineage: Eukaryota; Fungi; Ascomycota; Eurotiomycetes; Chaetothyriales; Cyphellophoraceae
Product: Allantoin permease
Exons: 3
Coding region: 1-552 (183 amino acids)
Biological process (GO): transmembrane transport; nucleobase transport
Cellular component (GO): plasma membrane
Molecular function (GO): nucleobase transmembrane transporter activity
Source: RefSeq, a predicted model, not a curated record